Uranotaenia lowii is the source of this 786-nucleotide messenger RNA. RefSeq lists its product as uncharacterized. The transcript is spliced from 2 exons. The record is from RefSeq and is a predicted model, not a curated record. The coding region runs from base 13 to 786 and encodes 257 amino acids. Lineage: Eukaryota; Metazoa; Arthropoda; Insecta; Diptera; Culicidae.
AAAUCGCUUUUGAUGGAAAUCGACACGGGAUCGGCAGUUUCUGUAGUUGGAAAAAAUUGUUACAAUAAAUUGUUCUCUAAUGUACAGAUUUUGAAAUGCGAUCGGAAGUUGGUAGUUGUUAAUGGUUCGCGCUUGAAUAUUUUUGGGGAGAUGAACGUGUGGGUGGAAAUUAAUGGAAUUAGAAAAACUGCGAGACUGGUUGUUCUGGAAACAGGAAACAAUUUUACUCCACUCAUUGGGCGAGACUGGAUGGAUCUCUUCUAUCCUAAUUGGAGGAGAAGCUUCGAAGAUGUACAGGCAAUUCGAAAGGUUAGCGUAACUGAAAGCGUAGAAAACAUAUUAAAUAAUUUAAAAAUUAGAUUCGCAAAAGUAUUUAAUAAAGAUUUUUCUGAACCCAUCUCAGGAUAUGAAGCAGAUUUGACCGUUAAGGAUUCUCAGCCCAUCUUUAAACGACCAUAUGAAGUACCAUACAAAAUUAGGGACAAGUUAUUGGAACAUUUGGAGUUGCUUGAGAAACAAAAGAUAUCGUUGGGUGGACACCUGUUAUCAGCACACAGAAAUCAAUUAAAACUUUUACCAAAUAAACGCCGCAGUUCGUUGGUUCUGAUGCCUUACACAAACCGCAAGCGUAGACGGAAUUCGCUAGAUGACGAGAAGGACUUUCCUGGAUUUCCUGAUGUUCCGCAUGUACCACAAGAUGACGUUAGGGAGGCGAAAACACGGAAGCUGUGCAUGGUUAAUCGGAGUCCAAUAGUGACCAGAAGAAGAAAUAAGAACAAAACAUGA